This is a messenger RNA of Rasamsonia emersonii CBS 393.64, 1686 nucleotides long. RefSeq names its product 3-oxoadipate enol-lactonase. Bases 1 to 1686 code for a protein of 561 amino acids. The transcript has a single exon. The record is from RefSeq and is a predicted model, not a curated record. NCBI's taxonomy places the organism in Eukaryota, Fungi, Ascomycota, Eurotiomycetes, Eurotiales, Trichocomaceae.
AUGCCUACCCCCAGCUUACUGUACGUCACCAUGCAGCCGCGGCCAGGCCUCUCGGCCGCCCAGUUCCACGACUGGUACAACAACGAGCAUGGCCCGCUGCGUCUGCGACUGCCCUUCAUCCCGAAUGGCUUCCGCUACCGCGCGACCGACGGCGACGGCGACUACAGCGAGUCGAAGCCCGAAUGGCUGGCCUUCUACGACGUCGCUGACUCGGUCGAGUUCACGCGCCCGCCCUACACGACUCUCCGCGAGGAUGCCGUCAAGACGCCGCGCGAGAAGGACACCAUGGCCCAGAUCGCCGUCGACCGCCGCAUGUACGACUUUAUCCAGGAGUGGCGCGCCGAUGACUACCAGCCGCUCGACCGCAUCGAUGCCUCGCCCGCCGGCCACGUCCUCGUCGCCGUCAGCUUCUACCUCCAGGACCCCAGCCAGGAAGCCGAGCUGGACCGCUGGUACCGCGAGGAACACGUCAACCUGCUGUCCAAAGUGCCUGGAUGGCGCCGCUCCCGCCGCUUCGUCACCUCGUCCGUGACGAACCCGAAGCCGUCUGAAAAGGAGUAUCUCGCCCUGCACGAGUACGCCCCCCAGAACGGGCUCGGCGGCCCCGAGUUCCAAGCGGCGACUAGCACGCCCUGGACGCAGGAAAUCUACAGCAAGGUCGUCCGCGACAGGAAGCGCCGCGUGUACGAGUGGCACUACACCUUUGGCCCCGCGCCCCGCGACCUGCAGCCCCUGGCCAGCCCAGACUAUGCUGCGACGUUCACCUCGCGCGACGGACUGACCAAGACCUUCACCGCGUCUCAGUCGGGCACCAACUGGCCCGUGAUCGAGUCGUACGUGACGACAGCAGACGGCGUCACGAUUCCGUACCGACUGGAGGGCGCUCCAGACCGGGACGCGCCGCUGAUCGUGCUGAGCAACUCGAUCCUGACGGACUGGGGCAUCUGGGACGACUUCCUGCAGGCGUUCUUUGCCGUUCCGCAGAACAAGGUCUACCGUGUCCUGCGCUACCGGACCCGCGGCCGGAAUAACGACGGGGGCAAGCUGCCCGUGACGAUCGAUCUGCUGGCGCAGGACCUGAUCACGCUGCUGGACGCGCUGCGUGUGCCGAAAGCGGCCGCCCUGAUCGGAGUCAGUCUGGGCGGCGUGACGGUGCUGAACACGGCGCUGAAAUAUCCUGCCCGCGUGGGCAGUUUCAUCUCCAGCGACACCAACGCCGUCGCUCCGGCUAGCAACCCCAAGGCGUGGGCGGAGCGGAUCGCCCUGGCGGAGGGAGACACGGACUACCCCGUCGACGCCGAGGGCGCGCGCCUGAUAGGCGAGAAGCUGGCCGAGGCGACAGUACGCCGGUGGUUCGUAGCCGAGAGCUUCGAUGGCGGCGCGCAGGAAGCCCGAGCAGCGAAAGUUAAGGAGUACGUCCGGACGAACCGGCUCGACGGGUUCAAGCAGAGCGUGCAGGCGCUGUACGCGUACGAUGUACGCGAGCAGAUGAAAUCGGGGCAGGUCAGGGGCAUCUUCACCGUCGGCAGCGGCGACGGCAUCCUGCCGAACACGAUGAAGGAGAUGGCGGCAAGCUACGCGAACGGAGUGCCCCUGCAUGUCAUCGAGAGAGCAGGACAUCUGCCUAUGGCGGAGCAGCCCGAGAAGUUUGCGCAGGUCGUCACGGAGUUUUUGCAGGGGAAUUAA